AUAGCAUGUGAUCCUUCACUACUUCAUGUCUCUCAUUAGACCCCAUCCAAAUGACCAUACACCAGUAGAUCCAUUAUCCACAAUGGUGCUCUUCUUUUGUUUUUGUGAUCUUUCCUCUAUAUAUACAGCACACAAUUACCUUGUCAAUCCAACUCAGGCCUUCACAUUCUCAUCAAGAAUCAGAGUUUUCUGUUCUUUACUAAAAUCCUAACAAUCUUCUUGUUGUUCUUACAUUUACAUCCAAGCAAAAUGAUGGCUAUUCGCUUGCCUCGUAUUCUUCAAGCUAAGCAAAAUCUUCUUCGAGGAUCAUCUCCAGCUAGGGAUGUUCGAAAAGGCUAUAUUGCAGUAUAUGUUGGAGAAGAAGAGAAGAAAAGAUUUGUGAUUCCAGUAUCACACUUGAACCAGCCUUCAUUUCAAGAGCUGCUAAGUAAAGCUGAAGAGGAAUUUGGAUUUGAUCAUCAAAUGGGUGGUCUCACAAUUCCUUGUCGGGAAGACAUCUUCAUCGAUCUCACUUCUCGCUUAAAUGCGUCAUAAAAGGGACAGAUGAACAUAUAUUAGAGAGAACAAUUUUGUAGCAUACUUUACAUAUCAUGUACAGAUUGUAAGCAGUGUCUCAAGAGAUUAUUUAUUAUGAAAUCUUUUAAACUUUCACAAA
Populus nigra (black poplar) is the source of this 655-nucleotide messenger RNA. Its product is annotated as auxin-responsive protein SAUR24-like. The transcript has a single exon. The record is from RefSeq and is a predicted model, not a curated record. Bases 250 to 534 code for a protein of 94 amino acids. Lineage: Eukaryota; Viridiplantae; Streptophyta; Magnoliopsida; Malpighiales; Salicaceae. Gene Ontology annotation, biological process: response to auxin.